CCCGGAAGUCCAAUAGCAUUAAAUGUGUAAGAGAAGAAGAAGCCGGUAACAACAUGGAGAAAUCUACAUCCAGAGCCGUGACUUUUUGGACGCACCAAAUGUACAGAGCUGUAACAUGUGAACGUGUGAACGUGUGAACGUGUGAACUGUCCCUUCAAACGUCAGUUUGUCAGUUGUCGUGUCUUUGUGUUCAUGUUCUGUGAUGAAACGUUCUCUGUAGAACCAGGUUCCUUAUCAGUUUAUCAGACGUGUCAGAGUCCAGCAGAGACACUGGGACUAAAACCAUCCAUGAUGUCUCUUUAACUCACUGUCGUGAGCUCAGUCAGCUGAUGACUUCCUGUCUGACGUUUGGUUAAAGGAAAGUUCUGUGUGUCGUCAUUUCGAUCUCUGAUGAUCUGCUGCGGUCUGAUCUGAUCUCAGACCUGUUUCUGCACCUGGUCCAGUAUGCUAAUGAGGGGGGCGGGGUCAGGACACCACAUGAGUCAGGUGAAGGCUCAUGUGUCACAUAUUUGGAACAGUUGGUGUGAAUGAAUGAAAUCAUGAUUCAGUUUCUGAUGUCUCGUCAAUAAUCAAUAACACAGAAGAAUAAGCGUCAACAAACGUGUUCUGUGGUUCAGACCCGUCUCCCUCCUCACGGUUUCUGUCUGUCCUCUGUCUGUCUUCUGUCUGUCCUCCAUCUGUCCUCUGCUGUUUCAUAAUAAACACUAACCCUGACAGACAAUUAUCAACCUGUAAAUAACCACAGUGAGUCCUGACUGCAGACCUGGUCCUGGUUCUGGUCCUGGUCCUGGUCCUGGUCCUGGUUCCUGCUGACUGCAGACCUGGUCCUCGUCUGUCCUGAAGACUGUUACAGAACCUCCUGAUGAUAAUAAUGAUAGUAGCCUGAUCCAGGAUCAGCUCCUGGACCUCGGUCUCCUCUCUCCUGGACUUCCUGUCUGUCCUGGUGGCUGCUGGGUAAAAAGCACAUGGUGUUGGUUGUAUGUUACUUUUCCUGCUUUGUGUUUUUGGUUUUAGCGACAGACUUGAUGUAAAGGUGUAAAAAACAAACGAACCUGGGUUUUUGUAUUUUUGGGAUCUCGUGGAUCUGAAACGAUUCAAGUUUAAUGAACUGUUUGAACCUGGUGAAAAAAAAGUUUCAAUAAAGUUGAAGUGCACAAAACGAGUGUGUUUGUGAGCCGCAGACACUGAAACAUCCUGCUGUUGGAGUCACAUGUCCACAGAUGGUCAUACAAACACAGUCAUGUGACUGGGCACCUUGUCAUGUGACUGGGCACUGUGUCAGAGGGGUCAUGUGACCUGGAGGCUAAAUUUAUCGGCAGGUCUGAGGUCAGAUUUCAGCUGAAGAGACGCAGCAUGGAGGACGGCCGCUGCUGCGUUCACACAAGCAGGAGGCUCAGAGGGAGGACCUGGCUGCAUCUCAGAGGUCAGAGGUCAGAGGUCGUCCAACCUGCUCACCUGUGAACUGUGACAUCACACGGCUGACAGGAAGUGGUCAUCAUGGUGGGCGUGGUGGCGUGCAGUUCAGUGAGCUCCAUUAAAGCUCUGUGGGAGACGAGAAUCAGGAAGGUGCAGGAGGAGCAGCAGGAGGCGAAGGAGCAGAGGAAAAGGAAGGACAGGGGUGGGGCCACCAGCAGACUGAGUGUUGGUGUCUGGGAGGACCGGGCCGUCCUGGCUCGACUCCGACAGAAGCUGCAGACGGAAGACGGACGACUCGUCCUCCGCAUCGAGCAGGAGGAGUGGAAGACGCUGCCUGGCUGCCUGCUGCAGCUCAGUCAGGUCCAGGAGUGGCAGAUCCACCGGACCGGACUCCAGAAGAUCCCCCACUUCAUCUCCAGCUUCCAGAACCUUCUAGUACUGGACCUGUCGCGGAACGGCGUCUCCGAGAUCCCCAAACAGAUCGGGAAGCUGACCCGGCUCAGGGAGCUCCUGCUGAGCUACAACAGAGUCCAGUUUGUCCCUGAGGAGCUGAGCUGCUGUGAGAGUCUGGAGAGACUGGAGCUGGCAAUGAACCGGGACCUGAACCAGCUCCCAGAUCAGCUGAGGAACCUGAAGAAGCUGCAGCACCUGGAUCUGUCCAUGAACGACUUCACCUGCGUCCCGGACUGCGUGGUGGCGCUGCCGGCGCUCGAGUGGCUCGACAUGGGAGGAAACCAGCUGGAGCACUUACCUGAGGACAUCCACAGGAUGGAGACGCUGCACACGCUGUGGCUGCAGAGGAACCAGCUGGAGAGACUCCCGGACAACAUCAGCAGGAUGAAGAGUCUGGACACGCUGGUCCUCAGCAGCAACAGGCUCCGAGACAUCCCCCCACUGAUGGAGGACAUGUCCAACCUCAGGUUUGUUAACUUCAGGGACAACCCUCUGACUCUGGACGUGGCGCUGCCCAGCAGGAGGACAGAGACUGGCGCUGAGGACGAAGAGGACGAAGAGGAUGACAGAGAGAUGUUUGGACGAGAGUUCAUGAACUUUUACAUCCAGGAGGCCAGAAAGAGAGCGCACGCCAUCCUCAACGUGCACAGAGUCAACCUAGAUGUGUUUUCACUGAGCAGCUGAUGAACUGCACUAACGACAGGAGCUGAUGACAUCAUCAUCAUCAGAGCCAAACGAGGACUAAGAUAGCGAGCGGCUCUUCAUCUCUUCUUCCUCUGACAGUAGCGUCUCCUGAAGGACGCCGUCUGUGUUCAUGUUUGUGUUUGUGGAGCUGAAAUAACUUUAUUAAACAUGUCGUGUGUCAGAGUUUAGUUUUAAAUAAAGUUUUCAGACAGACUGAA
Epinephelus lanceolatus (giant grouper) is the source of this 2771-nucleotide messenger RNA. The record is from RefSeq and is a predicted model, not a curated record. NCBI's taxonomy places the organism in Eukaryota, Metazoa, Chordata, Actinopteri, Perciformes, Serranidae.